AUGACACCAUCUUCGCCUCAGGAGUACCUCAUGGUCAGGUUCUAUCGUGCCAUCUUAGCAUUCUUUCAGAGCGGGGUCAAUGAGAAUCCCUUUUCUCCUGAGCGUUUCCUGGUGGAAGAAGACUCUUUGAUUGCGAGGGAGCCGAUCAGAAGAGAGAAAAUGGUAGAGAAGGCAGGUAUCAGCAUGCCUAUCAAAGCCCCCACCCUGCAAACUGCACAGUCUCCGGCUUCCGUGUCAAAGAAAGUCCUCGCAAUCCUUCGCAUUAUCCUGCUGUUGGCUGCGCAGCUCAUAAUUUCCAUUCUGGUUGGCGUCUUCAUCACUCCUCGCGUUUCUUGCACCCAGCUGCCGCCAUUCCUGAACCGAUACUGCCCUCCUUCUUCUAUCGAGAACGCUUACCAUGGUCAAGCGGCAUGCCCUUGCUUAAUUCCGCCUACGCCCCACUCAUGUGCCGCCCCACUGCUGCAAGGUGGCGGCAUAAGUGCCGGAGCAGAUGGAGCCGUCAUUGCUGGAAACCCAAACGAGUUCUCUCUGCUUGGCCUAACAAACCUUGCGUCCAGCUCUAGCGGCGCACGUAUCCUGCAGAAAUUUUGCAAGAUCGGACCGCGGACGUCGCUAAUGGACAGGCUCUUGCGCUCUUCAGACUGCCAUCAUGCAGACUGGGUGCUGGCAGAUUCUCUCGAACAGCACGAGUGUUGGGAAUUCUAUGGCUCUGAAGCCCUUCUUCCUAUCAGGUUGGAUGCUCGUUCAACAAUUUCCCACUUCUCGGUGGGCCAUUCCAGCUCAGGCGAUCCAAGCAGAGCCCCGCGGGUGCUGGUAGUUUGGGGAGUAGUAGACGGUACGCAGAGAGAAGAUCUACUGCAGCAGCUGUCCAACCUACACGCCACAUUCAUGGCGAGACUGCCAAGCGGAUGGAGAAUUCCCGUACUUCAAGAACACUUCCUUAUCCCUUUGACAUACAUCUUGCAUGAGCUGAUUCAGUUCGGCGGCCCAGACACGGGAACUUAUUAA
Phanerochaete carnosa HHB-10118-sp is the source of this 1008-nucleotide messenger RNA. RefSeq lists its product as uncharacterized. NCBI's taxonomy places the organism in Eukaryota, Fungi, Basidiomycota, Agaricomycetes, Polyporales, Phanerochaetaceae. Bases 1 to 1008 code for a protein of 335 amino acids. The record is from RefSeq and is a predicted model, not a curated record. The transcript has 3 exons.